Messenger RNA from Paramecium tetraurelia, 336 nucleotides. RefSeq lists its product as uncharacterized. The record is from RefSeq and is a predicted model, not a curated record. The transcript has a single exon. Lineage: Eukaryota; Ciliophora; Oligohymenophorea; Peniculida; Parameciidae.
AUGAUAGCCAAUAUUUGUAAAUAAUUUUUAAACAUUUUCAUUAUUGGACCUGUUUGUUUAUUAUUGUUAAUUAUUAAUUGUCUUGCUCCUACUUUAUUCUUCUAUAAUUCUAAAAUCAAUUUCUCAACUCCAUUUAUUGAUAAAUAGAUAGAAAACAAAUUCUUAAAAUUAAAUAAGUAUAAAAUACCAUAAGAUUAUCAAUAUGAUAUAAAUAAUUUAUUUAUCCAAAUCCUCGCGUUUUUAACAUUAAUACAAUUUCUUAAGGCUAUAUUAAACAUUUCCUCUAGUAUUGUAUUAUCACAAGCUUCACAACAAGCCCCUAAUUAGCCAAUUUGA